Messenger RNA from Colossoma macropomum (tambaqui), 2441 nucleotides. RefSeq names its product 2',3'-cyclic nucleotide 3' phosphodiesterase (gene cnp). Gene Ontology annotation, cellular component: membrane; cytoplasm. Gene Ontology annotation, biological process: cyclic nucleotide catabolic process. Lineage: Eukaryota; Metazoa; Chordata; Actinopteri; Characiformes; Serrasalmidae. Bases 216 to 1541 code for a protein of 441 amino acids. The record is from RefSeq and is a predicted model, not a curated record. Gene Ontology annotation, molecular function: 2',3'-cyclic-nucleotide 3'-phosphodiesterase activity. The transcript has 4 exons.
UCGUGCUAGUGCAGCAGCACAGCUCAAGAGCACCGUGGCCUCUGCUUCGCUUCCCCUGAUCACUGCUCGGCCAGGCGGGGGCAAAUUUUCACCGAGCAAAGAAACAAGGGGGAAAAAGGACAACAGAAAGGUGCUGUUCGCCGCUGCACGGCCCCAGUGAGCGGGAGCUACACGAGUUACUUUCAGCGCUUCAGCCCGGACACUGCUGUUGAGGAAUGGAAGCUGAUCAGAACCAGGAAGUGCCAGAGGCUGUUGCUGAGUCACAGGCCAUAGAGGAAUCGCCUGCUCCUGAGCAGCCCAAGCCUGAGGAGGUGGAAGAGAAGCCCUCGGAGCCCGCCGAGUCACCGCAGAAUCCUACGGAGACGGGGGAGGCACCAGCGAAAACUUCUGAGCCAGAGAAAGCACCCGAGGUGGAGCCUGCUGAAGCCAAAGCAUCUCCUGAGCCUGUGCAGGCAACCGAGAACGUGGAAGCAGCAGCAGCAGACCAAGCGAAGCCUUCAGAAGUGGAAAAGCCUCCUGAGAAACCAGCAGAGGGUGAGACUAAGACAGAGAAUGAAAUAGUGGAGCAGAAGACCACUGAGCAGGUGGAGAAGAAGCAAGAAGUUGCUGAGAAGUCUGCUGACCAGUCAGAACAAAAAGUAGAAGGAAAGGAUGCUGGGGAAGUGGAGGCCGCCGCCGCUACUGCUGCGAAGGAGGCAGAGAAGGCAGGUGCCCCAGCGUCAGAGACGGAGCCUGAAAAGCCGUCUGAAGCAGAGCAGGUUCAAGCUGAGCUCCCCAAAGAGGCAGCGCAACAACCAAAGGAGGCGGAGCUGCCACUUUUCUAUGGCUGGUUCCUGCUUUCAGAGGUUGAGCAGAGGAUAAGGUGCUCCACCAUGGAUUUCCUCAAGACUCUGGACACUUUGGAGGCCUUCAAGAAACAUCUCAGUGAAUUUACUGGGGAAGCAGAGAAAGAGGUAGACCUGGAGCAGUACUUCCAGACCAAAGAACCUCUCCACUGCACAACCAAAUUCUGUGACUAUGGAAAGGCAGAGGGAUCAAAAGAAUACGCUGAACUACAGGUGGUGAAGGACUCGUAUGGCAACUCAGCGGAGCUGUCCGUUGUGGGUCUCAUGGUGACCCCUCGCACGUUUGGUGCCCGUGUAGAGCUGACCCCAGAGCAGUUGCAGCUGUGGCCGGCAGGAGCUGAUAAAGAGGGCGUACCCGAGGCCUCCCUGGCAGGUGUGGAGGCUCUUCCGGAGGGCAGCCGCGCCCACGUCACCUUGGGCUGUGCGGCAGGGGUGGAGGCGGUUCAGACCGGCUUGGACCUCCUGGAGAUCCUGGUUCUGCAGCAGGGAGGCCAGGAGCAGUCGGCCGUGGAGGAGCAGGAGCUGGAGCCGGGCACACUGUCCUACCUGGGCCAGGGCCGCUGGUACCUGAGCUUGAGGGAGGCGGUCACAUGCGACACCACUUUCUCCAGCUUCUCUGAAGACAAGCGUCCCGCUGAAGCAGCCAAGAAGGAGGGUGGGGAGAAGAAGAAGAAGCCAAAGUGCUCCAUUCUGUGAGGGAAAUGGAGAAGAUGUUUCUUUAGGGUUCUUGGGGGGGGCACUCCCCAACUGCCUGAGGCUGGUUUUCUGUAUGUGUGGUUGCUGUGGGUUGUGUGUAUGUGUUUUUUCAGCUUUAGUGUACGCAUAGGGCUGGGGGUGGGUGAUUUUUGGUACAUACUGCAAGCCCCUGUCAUUCCAAAGCACUCCCAGCCCUCCCUUUAGCAGGUGCCUUUCCCCCUCUUUCGCUUGGCAGCACAAGCUCCGAGGCCUUAGAAUCUGCCUUAAGGUCAUUUCUCACCCUGCUGUAGGUCAUAGUUCACUCGUUAGGUGCUACUAGCUCACUCGGCUUUGGCCACUGCACUAUCCCUGUUCUCUUCUACACUGCGGCAUUCAGUCAGUCUUCCCUGCACUCAGUAGGAUGUUAGCUUGCUUAUCAGGACGCGUUUAUCUCUACUAUUAGUUUAGCUACACUGUCGUCACCGCUUGUCACUUCCAAUUUGGCUUAGGUUUUGUUAGUUUUGGUCAGGCUGGAGUGCUAGAACGUCUGUUCAGAUGCUGCAACUAGAUGUAACCAAUAUUGGUGCCAAAUAGGUAUGGCUUGCCUCCAGGUUAGUUCAAAAAUUUGAGCCUAGAUUUGAUUACUGCGCAUGAAUGGCUGUUUGUUGCUGUGCGUAUGUUUGGAACGUCUGCGUAUUUAGUGCAUUUCUUCUCUCUCUGCAGUAGUGAUAUGACUCUUGUGAUGAACGUCAAUAAGACAGCAUGCAGCGUCAACUUUAAAACCCCACUCCCCACUCAUUAGCCGUCUUCAGUGCACAGGCAUUUUCAACGUAGUUUUUUUUUUUGCAUUGUUCCACUUUUUUCCACUCUGUAUCCAACAUGGCUGUAUUCUGUCUUUUUCUCAGUGAGUGAAACUGUGAA